Lipotes vexillifer (Yangtze River dolphin) is the source of this 5992-nucleotide messenger RNA. It is a transcript of the gene CHD2, whose product is annotated as chromodomain helicase DNA binding protein 2. Gene Ontology annotation, molecular function: histone binding; chromatin binding; ATP-dependent chromatin remodeler activity. The coding region runs from base 572 to 5992 and encodes 1806 amino acids. The record is from RefSeq and is a predicted model, not a curated record. Gene Ontology annotation, biological process: nucleosome organization. Gene Ontology annotation, cellular component: chromatin; nucleus. The transcript has 40 exons. Lineage: Eukaryota; Metazoa; Chordata; Mammalia; Artiodactyla; Lipotidae.
AGAGCUGGGAAGGAGGCUCUAGAUGGCGGCUGUGCCUUAGAGAGAGCGCGCUCUGCUCCCUGCCUUCGCCUCACUUUACGCAACUUUCCCUAACUUUCAGGCAGCCUCAGGGGGCCCCCGCAGCCCCCUGCCUGUCCUAGUGACUUACUGGGGUCGAUUCGAACCUUUUUUAGGGAGAAAAGCAGCUUUUGGGAGCUUUCUUUUCGUGCCUUGUUGGAAAGAAGCAGCCGUACUGAGAGCCCAGGUCGUUGUUUUUUCCAGCUUAGAAGCCAUGGCGCACCUCCAUUUUUGUGCGCUCUCCUAAUGAGGUUUUUUUUCUUCCGGACCCGUUUUAGGAUUAAUUGUUGCUGUAUUUUUUUGACCAGUUAACAUAUUUGAGGAUAAUUUUAUUUAUUUUUUGUUUUUUAACGGAGAAUUUUGUUUUUAUUUUUAAUUAUUUGGAUCUGGUAUUUUUCUACUACUAGAUAGGACUCUUGCUUUGGACCUACUACAUGGAUCAGUAAAUACCUGGGCACAGGACUUCAAAGCAAACACAGAUUCCCCCUCCCCCUUAAUAUUUAAGAAUUAAAAGAUGAUGAGAAAUAAGGACAAAAGCCAAGAGGAGGACAGUUCGCUACACAGCAAUGCAUCGAGUCAUUCAGCAUCUGAAGAAGCUUCGGGUUCAGACUCAGGCAGCCAGUCGGAGAGUGAGCAGGGCAGCGAUCCAGGAAGUGGACAUGGCAGCGAGUCAAACAGUAGUUCUGAAUCUUCGGAGAGUCAGUCAGAAUCUGAAAGUGAAUCGGGAGGUUCCAAAUCCCAGCCAGUUCUUCCAGAAGCCAAAGAGAAGCCAGCCUCUAAGAAGGAACGGAUAGCUGAUGUGAAGAAGAUGUGGGAAGAAUAUCCUGAUGUUUAUGGGGUUAGGCGGUCAAACCGAAGCAGACAAGAACCAUCACGAUUUAAUAUUAAGGAGGAGGCAAGUAGCGGGUCUGAGAGUGGGAGCCCAAAAAGAAGAGGCCAGAGGCAGCUGAAAAAACAAGAAAAAUGGAAACGGGAGCCCUCAGAAGAUGAACAGGAACAAGGCACCAGUGCAGAGAGCGAACCAGAGCAAAAAAAAGUGAAAGCCAGAAGACCUGUCCCCAGAAGAGCAAUGCCCAAACCUCGUGUUAAAAAGCAACCUAAGACUCAGCGUGGAAAGAGGAAAAAGCAAGAUUCUUCUGAUGAUGAGGAUGAAGAUGAUGAAGCUCCCAAAAGGCAGACUCGCCGCAGAGCAGCUAAAAAUGUUAGUUAUAAAGAAGACGAUGACUUUGAGACUGACUCAGAUGACCUCAUUGAAAUGACUGGAGAAGGAGCUGAUGAACAGCAGGAUAAUAGUGAAACUAUUGAAAAGGUCUUAGAUUCAAGGCUGGGAAAGAAAGGAGCCACUGGAGCUUCUACUACUGUAUAUGCAGUUGAAGCUAACGGAGACCCUAGUGGCGACUUUGACCCCGAAAAGGAUGAAGGCGAAGUCCAGUACCUCAUCAAGUGGAAGGGCUGGUCGUAUAUCCAUAGCACGUGGGAGAGUGAAGAGUCCUUACAGCAGCAGAAAGUGAAGGGCCUAAAAAAACUAGAGAACUUCAAGAAGAAAGAGGAUGAAAUCAAGCAAUGGUUAGGGAAAGUUUCUCCUGAAGAUGUGGAAUAUUUCAACUGCCAACAAGAGCUGGCCUCAGAGCUGAACAAACAGUAUCAGAUAGUAGAAAGAGUAAUAGCUGUGAAGACGAGCAAAUCUACACUGGGUCAAACAGAUUUUCCAGCUCACAGUCGGAAGCCGGCACCUUCCAACGAACCUGAAUAUCUAUGCAAAUGGAUGGGACUGCCCUAUUCAGAGUGCAGCUGGGAAGAUGAAGCCUUGAUUGGAAAGAAAUUCCAGAGCUGCAUCGACAGCUUCCAUAGUCGGAACAACUCAAAAACCAUCCCAACAAGAGAAUGCAAGGCCCUGAAGCAGAGACCACGAUUUGUGGCUUUAAAGAAACAGCCGGCAUAUUUAGGAGGAGAGAAUCUGGAGCUCCGAGAUUAUCAGCUAGAAGGUCUCAACUGGCUUGCUCAUUCUUGGUGCAAAAGUAACAGUGUAAUCCUUGCUGAUGAAAUGGGCCUAGGAAAGACCAUCCAGACCAUAUCAUUCCUCUCCUACCUGUUCCACCAACACCAGCUGUAUGGCCCCUUUCUUAUAGUCGUCCCUUUAUCCACCCUCACCUCAUGGCAGAGGGAGUUUGAAAUCUGGGCACCAGAGAUUAACGUAGUGGUUUACAUAGGUGACCUGAUGAGCAGAAAUACGAUACGAGAAUAUGAAUGGAUUCACUGUCAGACCAAAAGGCUGAAGUUCAAUGCACUUAUAACAACAUAUGAGAUCCUCUUAAAAGAUAAGACUGUGCUGGGCAGUAUUAACUGGGCCUUUCUGGGAGUGGACGAAGCCCAUCGGUUGAAGAAUGAUGACUCUUUAUUGUAUAAAACUCUGAUUGAUUUCAAGUCCAACCAUAGGCUCCUGAUUACGGGAACCCCUCUUCAGAAUUCCCUCAAAGAGCUCUGGUCCUUGCUGCACUUUAUUAUGCCGGAGAAGUUUGAGUUCUGGGAAGAUUUUGAGGAAGACCAUGGGAAAGGGAGAGAGAAUGGCUAUCAGAGUCUUCAUAAGGUGCUAGAGCCUUUCCUUCUCCGGAGAGUGAAAAAAGAUGUGGAGAAAUCCCUUCCUGCCAAAGUGGAACAGAUUCUCAGGGUGGAGAUGUCAGCCCUUCAGAAACAGUAUUACAAAUGGAUUCUGACUAGGAAUUACAAGGCUCUUGCCAAAGGAACAAGAGGCAGCACAUCUGGUUUCCUUAAUAUUGUGAUGGAACUGAAAAAGUGCUGCAACCACUGUUAUCUCAUUAAACCUCCCGAAGAAAAUGAAAGGGAAAAUGGACAGGAGAUUCUUCUGUCCUUGAUCAGGAGCAGUGGGAAGCUGAUUCUAUUAGAUAAACUGUUGACAAGACUUCGAGAAAGAGGGAACAGAGUCCUUAUCUUCUCUCAGAUGGUGAGAAUGUUGGAUAUCCUGGCUGAGUACCUGACUAUUAAGCACUAUCCUUUCCAGCGCCUGGAUGGUUCCAUCAAGGGAGAAAUCCGAAAACAGGCACUGGACCACUUCAAUGCAGACGGGUCUGAGGACUUCUGUUUCCUGCUCUCGACAAGGGCUGGUGGCCUGGGAAUCAAUUUGGCUUCAGCGGACACAGUCGUCAUCUUUGAUUCUGACUGGAACCCCCAGAACGACUUGCAGGCACAAGCCCGAGCCCACAGAAUUGGUCAGAAGAAGCAGGUAAAUAUUUACCGCUUGGUUACAAAGGGGACCGUGGAGGAAGAGAUCAUAGAACGGGCCAAAAAGAAGAUGGUAUUGGACCAUCUGGUGAUUCAGCGCAUGGAUACCACUGGCCGGACAGUUCUGGAAAACAACUCUGGAAGGUCCAAUUCAAAUCCUUUUAAUAAAGAAGAGCUGACAGCGAUUUUGAAAUUUGGAGCGGAGGAUCUCUUCAAAGAACUCGAAGGGGAGGAAUCAGAGCCCCAGGAAAUGGAUAUAGAUGAAAUUUUGCGCUUGGCUGAAACCAGAGAGAAUGAAGUCUCAACAAGUGCAACAGAUGAGCUUCUGUCACAAUUUAAGGUUGCCAACUUUGCAACAAUGGAGGAUGAAGAAGAACUAGAAGAGCGGCAGAAAGAGCUGGAAGAAAUUUAUAUGUUGCCUCGAAUUCGGAGUUCCACUAAAAAGGCUCAGACAAAUGACAGUGACUCUGAUACUGAGUCUAAGAGGCAGGCCCAGAGAUCCUCUGCCUCUGAGAGUGAGACAGAUGACUCUGAUGAUGACAAGAAGCCCAAGCGCAGAGGGCGCCCCCGAAGUGUGCGGAAGGACCUCGUGGAGGGAUUCACUGAUGCCGAGAUCCGGAGGUUCAUCAAGGCAUAUAAGAAGUUCGGUCUCCCUCUUGAACGGCUGGAGUGCAUAGCACGUGAUGCUGAGUUGGUAGAUAAGUCUGUAGCAGAUCUGAAGCGCCUAGGGGAAUUGAUUCACAACAGCUGUGUGUCAGCAAUGCAAGAAUACGAAGAGCAGCUGAAAGAAAAUGCCAGCGAGGGGAAAGGACCAGGGAAAAAGAGAGGCCCAACUAUCAAGAUAUCUGGGGUUCAGGUUAAUGUGAAAUCUAUUAUCCAACAUGAAGAAGAGUUUGAGAUGCUGCAUAAAUCUAUCCCUGUAGACCCUGAAGAAAAAAAAAAAUACUGCUUAACCUGUCGUGUCAAAGCUGCACAUUUUGAUGUCGAGUGGGGAGUAGAGGAUGAUUCUCGCCUAUUACUGGGAAUUUAUGAACACGGCUAUGGAAACUGGGAGCUAAUUAAAACGGAUCCAGAGCUUAAGUUAACUGACAAAAUCCUGCCAGUGGAGACAGAUAAAAAGCCCCAGGGAAAGCAGCUGCAGACCCGAGCGGACUACUUGCUGAAGCUGCUCAGGAAGAGUCUGGAGAAGGAGGGGGCCGUGACUGUAGGGGAAGAGGCCAAAUUAAAGAAGCGGAAGCCUCGAGUAAAGAAGGAAAAUAAAGCACCGAGGCUGAAAGAUGAGCAUGGAAUUGAGUUUUCAUCUCCUAGACACUCAGAUAAUCCAUCAGAAGAGGGAGAAGUAAAGGAUGAUGGCUUAGAAAAAAGUCCAAUGAAAAAGAAACAGAAGAAGAAAGAGAACAAGGAGAACAAGGAGAAACAAAUGAGUUCUAGGAAAGACAAGGAAGGGGACAAGGAACGGAAGAAAUCAAAAGAUAAGAAAGAGAAGCCUAAAGGUGGUGAUGCCAAAUCUUCAAGUAAAUCAAAGCGAUCUCAGGGUCCUGUCCAUAUUACAGCAGGAAGCGAACCUGUCCCCAUUGGAGAGGAUGAGGAUGAUGAUCUGGACCAGGAGACAUUCAGCAUAUGUAAGGAGAGGAUGAGGCCUGUGAAAAAGGCACUGAAACAGUUGGAUAAACCUGACAAGGGGCUCAGUGUACAGGAACAGCUGGAGCACACCCGGAACUGCCUGCUGAAAAUCGGGGACCGGAUAGCCGAGUGCCUUAAAGCUUACUCAGACCAGGAGCACAUCAAACUGUGGAGGAGGAACCUAUGGAUUUUUGUUUCCAAGUUUACAGAAUUUGAUGCUCGAAAAUUGCAUAAGUUAUACAAGAUGGCUCACAAGAAAAGGUCUCAAGAAGAAGAGGAGCAGAAGAAGAAAGAUGAUGCGAUUGGUGGUAAAAAACCAUUUCGAGCAGAGGCCUCGGGUUCAAGCCGGGAUUCCCUGAUGUCUCAGUCCCACACCCCGCACAACCCUCACCCCCAGAAGCCUCAUUUGCCUGCCUCUCAUGGCCCACAGAUGCAUGGACACCCAAGAGAUAACUAUAGUCACCCCAACAAGAGACACUUCAGUAAUGCAGAUCGAGGCGACUGGCAGAGGGAAAGAAAGUUCAACUAUGGUGGUGGCAAUAACAAUCCACCCUGGGGUGGUGACAGGCACCAUCAGUAUGAGCAGCACUGGUACAAGGACCACCAUUAUGGGGACCGGCGACACAUGGACGCCCACCGUUCAGGGAGCUACCGACCCAACAACCUGUCCAGAAAGAGACCUUAUGACCAGUACAGCAGUGACCGAGACCACCGGGGACACAGGGAUUAUUAUGACCGGCACCAUCACGACUCCAAACGGAGGCGAUCCGAUGAAUUCAGGCCUCAAAAUUACCACCAGCAGGAUUUCCGACGAAUGUCUGAUCACCGCCCCCCUAUGGGCUACCAUGGUCAGGGACCCUCGGACCAUCACCGCUCUUUCCACACAGACAAAUUAGGGGAGUAUAAACAGCCCCUUCCCCCGCUGCACCCCGCAGUCUCAGAUCCUCGCUCGCCCCCUUCUCAGAAAUCUCCUCACGAUUCCAAGUCACCCCUGGAUCAUCGGUCUCCUUUGGAGAGAUCACUAGAACAGAAAAACAACCCAGAUUAUAACUGGAAUGUUAGAAAAACAUAA